UAAAACAAUACGACUUUGUGACGACCGACUCUUAUCCAAAAAACAAUAAUGUCUUGCCACUCCCAACACAACCACUACCACCACCACCACUGCUUCCAAACCCUCCACCGGUGCCCCAUUUCCUCAACAUCUUCCAUACCCUUCACGCGCCGCCACACGCGACCCAUUUCUGCCUCCUCUCUUAACCACGACAAAAUCCUUCGAACCCACAACGCCAAAUCCACAUUACUCCAAAACCCAAAUGGGCCUUCUUACAAUAAUGAAGAAAUUUCAAAGCUUUUGGACUUAUCCAUGUCAAGAAAGAAAACCCCGCAAUUUCCGGGCUCAAUUUAUCUUCAAUCUCAGCCAGAAAUUAAAGAUGUUAUUAAUAAUAAUAAUGAUGAUGAUUAUGAAGUGAUUAUGAGAGCACUUGAGAUAAGAAGGGAAGUGACAGUUGAGAUUUUUAAAGAAUUUAUGAUAAGAAAAGGCAGAUUUGGGAUUACUUAUACGAAUAAUCUUGCUUCGAGAUUGUUUCCGGUUUUUAUUGAUUAUGUUAUGAUUCAAGCUGCUGCCUUGAAACGUUUGCCUGAAUUUGCGAAUUCUUCGUUUAAUGUUCGUGCUAAAGCCUGCUUGGAAACCUCAAAUGUUGUUCCUUUGAUAAGGUGGCUUAAACACAACGGAUUGUCAUAUCCCCAAAUUGGGAAGCUAAUUUGCAAUUCAAGAGGGAAUAUUGAAUCGAUCAGGAAUACUGCAGACUGGCUCAAGUCAAUUCAUGUGACUGGGAGAUUUAUAGGGGUUGCAUUACUUAGAGCUGGAGAAAAUGUAUUAGAACGCAACAUUGAAGAGUUGGAUGAUAUUGUUUGGUGUUUGGAGAAAAAUGGGGUUAAAAGGGAGUGGAUGGGUUAUAUUGUUAGUAGGUGUCCCGAGUUGUUGACUUUUAGCAUGGAGGAACUGAAAACUCGCAUGAGUUUUUACUUUGAUAUGGGUAUGAAUGAGAAAGAUUUUGGGACUAUGGUUUUUGACUUCCCCAAAGUGCUUGGGUUCUAUACCCUUGAGGAAAUGAAUGAAAAGGUUGCAUACCUAAAGGAAUUUGGACUUGGUAAUGAAGAUGUCGGGAGAUUACUUGCAUUUAGACCACAAUUAAUGGGAUGUAGCAUUGAAGAAAGAUGGAAGCCUCUUGUUAAGUACCUCUAUUAUCUUGGAAUUUCUCGAGGUGGUAUGAGGAGAAUUCUUACUGUUAAGCCCAUGGUCUUUUGUUUUGACUUGGAGACCAAUAUUGUUCAAAAGGUGCAAUUCUUUCGUGAUAUAGGCGUUCAAGAAAGUGGAAUUGCCAGUAUGCUUGUCAAGUUUCCAUCAUUACUAACAUAUAGCCUAUACAAGAAGAUACGGCCUGUGGUAAUAUUUUUGUUGACGAAAGCUGGAGUUUCCCGGACAGACAUUGGAAAGGUGAUAGGGUUGGGGCCGGAGCUCUUGGGAUGCAGCAUAUCAAAGAAGUUGGACCCUAAUGUCAAAUACUUUUUGUCUAUUGGCAUAGAUAUUACAACUUUAGGUGCUAUGAUUGCAGAUUUCCCUAUGUUGCUUCGGUACAAUAUUGACAUCCUUCGCCCAAAAUAUCGAUAUCUAAGAAGAACCAUGGUCCGCCCUCUGAGUGAUCUCAUUGAAUUUCCACGUUUUUUUAGCUAUUCUCUUGAAGGUCGAAUUAUACCCCGGCACAAGAUUCUCAUGGAUAAUCAUGUAAAUUUUAAGCUUCGUUACAUGCUCUCAAGCACAGAUGAGGAAUUUCUUAAAAAGGUAGAGGUCGCGAUUCAAAGGCGCAAAAUGUUCGAAUCUGGAUUCUCCAACAACAUAGAUGUAGAAUCUGCAACUGAUAACUCUGAAGAGGAUGAAAUUGAUGAUGACUUUUCAGAAAAUGAACUUGAAGAUGAAUUUUCUGUAGAUGAAAUAGUGAAUUGACUUUUCAAUUAUUAGUGAUGUAUUUCAUGGCUAGCAUAUAUAUUAUGUAUAUUUGUAUAUAAUGGUUUGUCAGAUGUAAUUUUAGUACAAUUUAUUUUCAUCAUACGUUUUUU
Molecule: messenger RNA, 2045 nt
Organism: Erigeron canadensis
Lineage: Eukaryota; Viridiplantae; Streptophyta; Magnoliopsida; Asterales; Asteraceae
Product: transcription termination factor MTERF2, chloroplastic
Exons: 6
Coding region: 49-1932 (627 amino acids)
Biological process (GO): regulation of DNA-templated transcription
Molecular function (GO): double-stranded DNA binding
Source: RefSeq, a predicted model, not a curated record